ACACUGUGCAGAUAGAUAUCCCCGCGCUCGUGUCCACCUCCGGUGCUGAACAGAAGCUAAUCGGCUUUGGUUUAGUUGCAAAAGAGAAACAUACUUUGUGCCUGUCCUGCACAGACAUAUUAAAGUAAUGGGUCUUGCAAAGGAAAUAAGCACUCAAUUUUCUCGAUCGCAUACUAAGGAUAGUUGGCCGUCAUAAAUGCACGCAGCGUCAAUGGAAGUCGAUGCAGUUUUAGGAGCUGGAGAAUGUUGAAAACCUGUCGUAACUCGAAUGGAUUUUUGAUUUAACAGGUCUUUGAAGAGUUAUAUAAUUUGUGUGCCUGUUAUCUUUAAAUGUCAGUCCUUUUCUUGUUAUUAUCGUUAACGGGGAACUGCCGAACUGAUAGGCUUUCUUACGCAUCUAGAACAAACCCUGCGCGCAGAGAGCACAGACUUGCAGAUAGUGUUGCGAACCGGGCGUCUGCCGUACCUGAUCGGUAUGGAUGUGUCCAAUCUUUGGGAAAUUGUGCAGCGAAAACGUGCCAUGGAAUAAUGUGGGAAUACAUCAGAAAUGGACCAAGAGAAUGUGAUUCACCCAUUUGUGGUUAGACGUCUGAUAUCAAAGGUCAAAAAGUGAACUGUUUCUCACAAGAGGAGAAGGAUUCCCCUCCCCACUAGUAGAGCAUCCCGAAGAAGUCAUCCAUCCAAGUCAUUCAUCUGUAGCUGUUAAGAACACUGCGAGGGCCCAUGUCAUGAUGAAGCAGGGGGUUCCACAGAGGCUGCUGAAGAAGAAGAAUGAGCUCCGGAAGAUUCUGAGGAAAUCUGUGUCUUUUUAAACGCGGUCUGUCAUUGGCUCCCCAUCCAUUAGUGGGAGGUGCUUAGGCAGUGAUUGACAGGCCUCAUCCUGUGUGGGAACCUAUGGCAGAGCAGCAGCACAAUACAGGUUCCUCUGUGUGACUCCACCAUGGGCCACGUGCUGUGGGCGCUGCUGGUCCUGGGAGUGGUGGUGACGACGGCUCAAGCCUGCCCCAAGUACUGCGUGUGCCAGAACCUGUCCGAGUCCCUGGGCACCCUGUGCCCGGCCAAAGGCCUGCUGUUCGUGCCGCCCGACAUCGACCGCCGCACCGUUGAGCUCCGCCUGGGCGGCAACUACAUCCUGCGUAUCACCCAGCAGGACUUUGCCAACAUGAGCGACUUGGUGGACCUGACGCUCUCACGUAACACCAUUGGCUACAUCCAGCCCUUCUCCUUCGGGGACCUGGAGACUCUGCGCUCGCUGCACAUGGACAACAACCGGCUGACCGAGCUGGGCCCGGAUGACCUGAGGGGACUGGUCAACCUACAGCACCUCAUCCUCAACAACAACCAGCUGGGCCGCAUCUCCGACAAGGCCUUCGAGGACCUGGCCCCUUCACUGGAGGAUCUUGACCUGUCCUACAAUAACCUGAGAGGGCUCCCCUGGGACACCAUCCGGCAGAUGGUCAACCUGCACCAGCUCAGCUUGGACCACAACCUUCUGGACUACAUCCCCGAGGGGACGUUCGUGGACCUGGAGCACCUGGCCCGUCUGGACCUGACGUCCAACCGUCUCCAGAAGCUCCCGCCGGACCCCAUCUUUGCGCGGGCGCAGGACCUGGCGCUGUCCACCACGCCGUUUGCGCCGCAGCUCUCCCUGAGCAUCGGCGGCAACCCGCUGCACUGCAACUGCGAGCUGCUGUGGACCCGGGCGGUUGAGCGCCGACGCAUUUACCUGAGACGCGGCGUCACUUCAGCCCUGGCGGGCGCCAUUUGGAACGUGCGCGAGGAGGAGUUCCAGUGCGAGCAGCCGCUCAUCACGCAGCACACGCACCGCAUGCUCGUCCUCGAGGGCCAGACGGCCAGCCUGCGCUGCGAGGCGGUCGGCGACCCCACGCCCACCAUCCACUGGAUCGCGCCGGACGAGCGUCUCCUCGGCAACUCGUCCCGCACUGUCCUUUACGCCAACGGCACGCUGGACAUCACCAUCACCACCUCCAAGGACUAUGGCACGUUCACCUGCAUCGCCGCCAACGUGGCCGGCGAGUCCACCGCCACCGUCGAGCUGUCCAUCAUCCAGCUGCCGCACAUCAGCAACGGCACGGGACCGGCUGUCCAGCCCAAGUCCAGGCUCUCGGACAUCACAGGCACGACCAGGACCAGCAAAGGCGCGACCGGCUCCAGCCCGAAAGCGAAAGCCGCGGUCCAUCUCGACGGACUGUCACCGGUCCGCUGGUCGGUCAGCAAAGCCACUCCCAAGGUGAAGAUGUACCAGCUCCAGUACAACUGCUCCGAUGAUGAAGUCCUCAUCUACAGGAUGAUACCCGCCUCCAGCAAGGCCUUCCAUGUCACCAACCUGGUGUCGGGCACCAAGUACGACCUGUGCGUGCUGGCAGCCUGGGACGACACGGCCACCACGCUGACUGCCACCAACGUGGUGGGCUGCGUCCAGUUCUUCACGCGCGACGACUACCCCCAGUGCCAGUCGUUGCACAGCCAGCUGCUGGGCGGCACCAUGAUCCUGGUGGUGGGCGGCGUGAUCGUGGCCACACUCCUCGUCUUCAUCGUCAUCCUCAUGGUGCGCUACAAGGUGGGCGACAACGGCGAGCCACCGGCCAGCAAACUGACCAACGUGAGCGACACUUACUCGCAGACCAACGGCGGGCGGCUGGGCCAGAACGGCAUGCCCAUGCCGCCGCUGCGGCCCUCGUCGUCGGUGUCAGUGGGCUCGGCAGGGUCGGCGAUGGCCAAGCCCAAGGUGACCAUGCGCGACGAGGUGGUGGAGUUCAAGUGCGGCUCGCUCCAGAGCAGCCUCACCUCCUCGGACUCGUCGGACUCUGACUCGCUGGACGGGGACGGCGGAGGUGGGCGGAGAGGGGCAGGAGGAGGAAGAGAUGGCUCCUAUAGUCCCAACUCCGCACUGGCCAGUAUCUGGCGGUCAGCAACCCCCAAGCCCCGCACCAACCUGGACCAGCUCCUGGGCGCCUUCAACUCGCUGGACCUGCGGAGCCAAGCGGGCGGGCCCUCGGGCGGCUCGGAGAGCGGGCUGGGCCGGGGGCUGAGCGGCGUUGGCGGGGCAGGGCGCGCCGGCGGCCCGUCCACGUCCUCCUCGUCGGCCGCUGCGCCGCCGACCGACAAGGAGCCGCUGCUGGGCCGGACUCUGGACUCGCGGCUGAGCCGGCUGCUCAUGCUGCCGCUGGACGCGCGGCCAAAGCGCAGCCACUCCUUCGACAUGGGCGACUUUGCGGCCUCCACCGGUCAGCAGCUGUGCAGCUACCCGCGCCGCAUCAGCAGCAUCUGGACUAAGCGGAGCCUGUCCGUCAACGGCAUGCUGCUCCAGUGUGACGAGGAGCUGGACACGGGCGGCAGCAAGGGCACCAUAGACAGCGGCUCCGACUGGGUCAUGGAGAGUACUGUGUAAAGACAGAGAGAUAUAUAAAAAAACGACAGAGAGAAGACAAAUAGAAACAGAGAGAGAGAGAGGGAGGGAGAGAGAGAGAGGGAGAGAAAGAGGGAGAGGGAGAGUGAAUGAGAGACAAUCUUGAGAUUAUAUGUAAGUAAAUAUAGAGUAUAUGGAUACACUAAAGAUAUAUGGAUUAAGCGAAAGCAAUGCAGUUGGACCCAAGGAACACUGGGAACACUGGGAUGUGGUGUUUCUGCGUGUGUGUCUCUCUCACACUCACCUGGUUCUGCAUGAAGCUCAUCUGUGUUCAGUAUUGGUUAUGUUUUGUUUCUCCAGUGUUGUGACAAAAACAAACAAACAAACAAACAAACAAAAAAAUGACAUUCAUGAUACGCCUUUACAGUUUCGGGACUGAACGUUUGAAGGAUCAGGUUGGUAGGAGAGUGGAUUUCCUAUGUGUGCCAGCUGUGUGUUUUUAAUGUGUAUAAGUGAAUAAUCUGCUUAUGACUAUAUGAGUGUGUGUGUGUGUGUGUGUGUGUGCGUGUGUGUGUGUGUGUGUGUGUGUGUGUUUGUGUGUCUGUGUGUGUGCGUGUGUACAGUAUGUGUAUGUGUGUGACUGUGUGUGUGUGUGUGUGUGUGUGUGAGAGAGAGAGAGAGAGAGAGAGAGAGAAAGAGAGAGUGUUCAUAUGUUUGUACAUGCAUGGGAAAAAGACUCAACCUGAAUAUUGGAUAAAAAUCGGAGUAGUUCGCCAUGCCAAUAACAUCAAAGACUCUGAUCAGGAGACAAAGACUUGCUUAAGAAUUAUAUUAAAAAAAAAAAAGUUUAAAUACAUGUAAUGAAUUUAAAAAAGUUUUAUAUUUUUAUGUUGUUGGACAAACACACAAAAUCUACGACUGCUCACUCCUUGCUCAUGAACUGGAGCAGACUGCAGGAACUUGGAGAUGACAGCUUUUCCUGGCCCUCUCAACUCACCACCCUCUGUUAUGCUCUGACCAGGUCUCUUUUUUUACUCGUGUCAACAUCAUCUUCUUCCUAACCCAAACUGACAGAAUGUGAAAUUUGUUUAAUUGAUUUGUGGAAGAUGUUUUCAGACCUUUUUGUCAACGACCCGAAAAAAAAAAAAAAAAAAAAAACAUCCAAAUCAGCAGUUUAAGCAAUGCAAAUCAUUACAUCUGAAGGUUGUUCUUGUUUUGUUUUCUUGUUGUGUAUUCCUGAUGUACAAACCAAACAACAAAAAAGUAAGAUUUAAUCAGAAGAUUAAUUUAUCAUCAUUAAGGUGGGCUUAUUUGGUGGACUCUGGCUGUCAUGGUGGGUUAAUUGCAGUGAAAUUCGCUUAGAUCAUCAGCAAAUUAUCUCUCAGCGGAGGCCUCUUUUGUCCUCUUGAUUUUAAAGAAAAGUCAAAGUUAUCCACCCUUUAGAGGACUAGAUGGCUAAGCCUGAACUGAAGCACUGCUCCCAGAUCAGUGGUCAGCUGCUCAGUGGUCACACAAAGAAAAAGGAUCAGCUUUUGGAUGUCUGGCCUUAAUUUUGAUCUUAUUCUUUUUUUGUUUUUACUUCGGAAAAGCAAAUAGAAUGUAUUUUCCUUUGAGUCUACCCCACUAAUUGUGGGAGAAAAAAAAGGUUCUGUCCUCAUUUUAAAAAGGGAGACAUGGAGUACACUUUUAAGUUAUAUGAGAGCAUAUGUCUGUGUACAUAUUGCACUACAUGAAUACACUUGUAUUUGAAUGCUUUCAAUAGUGACUGACAGGAAUAGACAUGACAUGCUAAGUCUUUUAAGAGGGUGGUCUGGUGUUACUGUGAGGGAAUAAAACCCUGUAAUCUCUGGUUUGGCCCCCGAUGACUCCAGGCGUGACAGAGAACGAAGACAAGAGUAUUGUGUUGAAGGCAUCACGCUGUUUAGAACAGUAAGAACAUUUUUGAUAGACCCUUAUUCCCUGGUACAAGAACUCAUGGUGCACAUUUCUGAAAGCCUCUGAUGUUACAGAUACAACAUUAGGCAAUCUUGACCUGUUCUGCAAAUGAAGGAUGUUUUACUUUUAUGUGUGUUUAACCUUCCUUGUGGGCCCCUGGUGGAAUUUUGAUGACCUUUGACACUUACGGCAAUUGGUUAUAUGGAAAUCUGUCGGUUAUAUGGAAAUCUGUCUCUUUUUACCAGUCAGGUUGGGCUGGAGAUGUACACUAAUUCUGUAUAUUGGCGCUCUUUGUUUCUGGGCUAUGAAUGAGUGAGGCUGUUGUUGGACAGUGAAGCAACAUUGUAUAGUAGUGGUUUGUUUGUUUUUUUUUCUUUUCGUUUUUUUCUGGUUUUGCAAUGAUAAAAAAGUGCGGGGAGCAGCAAAGUUUA
Alosa alosa (allis shad) is the source of this 5736-nucleotide messenger RNA. RefSeq names its product leucine-rich repeat and fibronectin type-III domain-containing protein 2-like. The record is from RefSeq and is a predicted model, not a curated record. Gene Ontology annotation, cellular component: cell surface; postsynaptic density membrane. Gene Ontology annotation, molecular function: protein binding. NCBI's taxonomy places the organism in Eukaryota, Metazoa, Chordata, Actinopteri, Clupeiformes, Clupeidae.